Symsagittifera roscoffensis is the source of this 3485-nucleotide messenger RNA. Its product is annotated as advillin-like. NCBI's taxonomy places the organism in Eukaryota, Metazoa, Xenacoelomorpha, Acoela, Convolutidae. Gene Ontology annotation, molecular function: actin filament binding; phosphatidylinositol-4,5-bisphosphate binding. Gene Ontology annotation, cellular component: cytoplasm; actin cytoskeleton. The transcript has 7 exons. Gene Ontology annotation, biological process: actin polymerization or depolymerization; actin filament severing; cytoskeleton organization. Bases 599 to 3094 code for a protein of 831 amino acids. The record is from RefSeq and is a predicted model, not a curated record.
GCAUAAAAACAAGGAAAACAGCACGCAUAUUGCAGUACGGCGCUAUGCGUUGAAAUUUUAAAAUUCGUACUCAUAUCCGUUUUCAAAAUAAGACAGUCGCUGAAAUUUCUAACUAAAUUUCGUCAAUUUUCACCCAAGGGGUCCCGGGAAGACAUUUACUGAUGACUUUCACCAUUUUUGAUUACUAAAAAUACUUGCUUACUCAAACUUUUUUCACCGCUCAAGACGAAGAUUUGUUGAUAGUUUUAUUAACUCUGUUACCAAGGCUGUACAUUGCCAUUCAAAUCUGUCCAAUUUGUUUUUUUAUGUUGGUAGUUUCUUUAUCUGAUUCCAAAGAAGUUCCGCUGAAAAAUUUCCUCGUAUGCAGUUUGAUUUCAAAUUCCAAACCCAAAAUAUCUUCGAUGGAUUGUUGUAAUAAGAUAGUUAUUCUUAAGGGUUACAUGAAAAAAACUUAAGUGUUGCUACUCAUUCAAGUAACAAGUUAUAAAUUAGCACUAACUUAUUCCCACGUUAUACACGCAUUUGACAUAUAUUGUUUGUACUCAAUUGUAUUAUAAUUUUGUUGGUUAAUAAGUUAUUGAGCGAGAAGGGAGUGGCGAUGGCACCUGCAGGCGGAAAACCUAAAGAUGACCCCAUGCUGAUGUCACUAGUGAAACAACCAGGCGUUACAUGCUGGAGAAUUGAGAAGAUGGCGUUGGUGAGAGUGGGGGAGAAGGAGUGGGGAGUGUUCUACGAGGGGGACUCCUACAUAGUGAUAUGCAUUAAGGAGAGCAGGGGCAGACAACUCAGCUUCAACAUACACUUCUGGCUGGGCAAGAACACUUCUGUGGAUGAGUCGACAGUGGCUGCGUACAAGACGGUGGAGAUAGACGACACUCUGUUAAGUGGGGCGGCAGUGCAGUACAGAGAAGUGCAGCAGAGUGAGAGUGACAUGUUCCUGUCCUACUUCUCCACCACUGGUGGCAUAUUCUACAGACAGGGCGGAGUGGACACUGCACUCAACAAGGUGAGUGAUGAGAGCAGGGCGCGUCUUCUGCAUGUGAAGGGGAAGAGGAGAGUGCGAGUGAGUGAGGUGCCCCUGAAGUGGGAGUCAUUCAACUCGGGUGACUCAUUCAUUGCCGACAUCGACAAGGACUUCUUCGUGUGGAAUGGCAGGGCUUGCAACAAGAUGGAACGCAUCCAGGCAAUGAAGACGGCGGUGAUGAUGCGUGACAAUGAGAAGGCGGGAAGUGGGAAGAUACACGUGGUGGAGGAGACGGACUACUGCCCCAAGGAGAUGGAGAGAGUACUCGGAAUCAGACCAGCGCAGCUCAAUCCACCCAUACAAGUGACAGCGGAUGACUCAUACGAAGAAGAGGAAGACAGGAAGAAGAUGAAGUUGUUCCUGGUGUCCGACAACUCCGGCUCCCUCCUCCUCACUGAAGUGGGCUGCUCGCCCCUCAAACAGAAGCUGCUCAGCUCCAAAGACUGCUUCAUCCUCGACACUUGUGCAGGUGUAAUUUAUGUCUGGAAGGGAAAAUUUUCAAGUCAACAAGAGAAAAAAGGUGCCAUGAAGAACGCCAUGGCGUUCAUCAAGACGAAAAAGUACCCGACCGAAACUAGAAUUGUGGCCGUGGUGGACGGAGCCGAAUGUACCGAGUUCAAAUUCCACUUCCAAGACUGGCGUGACAAAUACGGGCAAGUUGGAAUGGGCAACACGUACACACGUGGAUCAGUCGCGAAGAUUAAUAAUCAGACGAAGUUCGACGCCGAUAGUUUACUCGCGAAGCCCGAAGUCGCGGUCGAAACCCGAAUGGUCGACGAUGGUUCCGGAGAAGUCAAAGUUUGGGAAGUUCAGAGAAAAGAAAUAGUCGAGGUCGAGCCUGAAUUACACGGUCAAAUGUUCGCAGACGAUUGUUACAUAGUUCAGUAUACUUACAGGGCUCAAGGAUCUCAAAAGUAUAUUUUGUACUUUUGGCUGGGUUCGCGAAGUUCUCAAGAUGCCAGAGGAACUUGUGCUCUGAAAACUAUCGAGCUCGACGACAAACUCAAUGGCGCAGCAGUGCAAGUUAGAGUGGUCGAAGGUAAAGAACCGAACCACUUUUUGUGUUUGUUUAAGGGUAAACUGAUAAUCUACAGAGGCACUAAAAAAGGCGGCGGUUUGAAACAAAUUGACUCAACUAAGACAGCAAAUCUAACUAGAAAUCAUCUGUUUCGAGUCACAGGCGAUAACGCAAUGAAUACGAAAGCAGUUGAGGUCGAAUGCACUGCUAGUAAUUUGAACUCAAAUGACGCUUUUAUUAUCAAAACAAAGAAAGCACUUUACAUCUGGUUCGGGAAACUUUGCAACGGCGACGAACGAGAAAUGACCCGAGUGGCGAGUCGGAUUCUGUCGGGAAGAGACUACGAGUUGAUUGUCGAAGGUAAAGAGCCACAUGAGUUUUGGAUCAAUUUAGGCGGGAAAGCAAACUAUACAAAAGUCCGAGAAGACCAACCAUUCGCGGUCGAGCCUCGACUGUUCCAAUGUAGUAAUGCAAGUGGAACGUUCAGAGCCGAAGAAAUUGUCGGAUUCAUUCAAGAAGAUCUCUGCGAAACUGAUGUUAUGAUUCUAGACGCUUGGUUCGACAUAUAUGUUUGGAUUGGUAAUGGGGCAAACAACGAGGAAAAGAAAAAAGCUCCUCAAUUAGCCUUAGAGUACCUCAAAAAGGAUGCCGCUCGACGCGACCCAGAUACUGCGGUGUACAGUUUCAAGCAGGGAUUCGAACCCUUGACGUUUACUGGAUUCUUUGUAGGUUGGGACCCCUCGCGGUUCCUGACAUCUGAGAAAUAUGUCCAGAUGAAGGGUCAAAUGAAAGGACUCAGCAGUGAUCAAAUUGAAUCCGAAAUUAAGGUUUUGAAUUCAAGCAAGGCUGAGAACAAUUUAUCGGAUGUGAUCUAUACGUACCAAGAGUUGAUUUCUGGACGUCCUUUACCCUUUGAUGUUGACCCUGGAAACAAAGAAUUGCUUCUGUGUGAUGAAGAAUUCGUUCAGAUAUUUGGCAUGAACAAAGGCGAGUUCGGCAAGAAACCAAAAUGGAAACAGACUGAAUUGAAGAAAAGGGCAAAGCUGUUUUAAGUGAAUUAUAAUAGAGCAAUCUCUUCAGUAAAGUCAAACAGCAAGAAGCCAAAACGAAAGAAAAAUGAUAUCUUCGGUACUUGAACAAAAUCUAUAUGCGGUAACAGUUUUCACGCUGUAGAGUCGUAUCAUGAAAUAAACUCAAUCUGUUGUCGAUAUUUAAAUCAAGAACCACAACUUUGCAUAGCUAAAAUUGAAUCCCCGUUUUCCAAUAUGAUUAUUUAAUAGUGCCGCAAGCUGCGUCAUUUAAAUGUAUUAUUCCGGUAUUUGCGAAAUGAUAUUUCCCAAAAUUUGUACUGUUUAAGUGACAUUUUAUAAUGAAAUAUUUCCUGCGAUCAACUAAUUUUACCUACAUUUUCAUUGAAUGACCUUGCUUAACCUUAUUUUUAAU